ACGACCAUCGUCGUCUCCGCGAGUUCUUCUCUGCGUUUAAGCCAUAGAAAAGAAAAAAAAAAGUGUCUCCUUUUAUCAUUCCCUCUUUUCUCUUUAAUAGGUGUGAUCCUCUUCAAGGGGAUUUCUCUGGCUGGUCAUACAUUCGCACCGAUCAAACUCGGAUUGGUCUUUCUUAACGCAAUCCUGUCGCGAUUCAAAAACGAUUCUGGGUUUGUUAGUGAAUAGACAAGAAAAAAAGAUGGGAGCUCCGUUAGUGUGCCACGGGCAUUCUCGUCCCGUCGUCGAUGUGGCUUAUAGUCCGGUGACUCCAGAUGGGUUCUUCCUCAUUAGCGCCAGCAAAGAUUCGAAUCCGAUGUUGAGGAAUGGGGAGACUGGUGACUGGAUUGGAACUUUUGAAGGACAUAAGGGAGCAGUUUGGAGUUGCAGCCUUGAUAAAAAUGCUAUUCGUGCUGCCUCAGCUUCUGCAGAUUUCACUGCGAAAAUAUGGAAUGCAUUGACAGGAGAUGAAUUGCACUCCUUUGAACACAAGCACAUUGUUCGUGCAUGUGCCUUUUCUGAGGACACUCACUGUUUACUCACUGGUGGAAUGGAGAAAAUACUUCGGAUAUUCGAUUUGAAUCGUCCAGACGCACCUCCAAAAGAAGUCGGAAAUUCCCCUGGUUCAAUUAGAACCGUUGAAUGGCUUCAUAGUGAUAAUACAAUCUUAAGCUCUUGCACAGAUACCGGUGACAUUAGGUUAUGGGACAUAAGAAGUGACAAGAUUGUUCAUACAUUAGAAACAAAAUCCCCAGUUACUAGUGCUGAAGUAAGUCAGGAUGGGCGAUACAUCACUACUGCUGAUGGAUCUAGUGUUAAGUUUUGGGACGCUAAAAAUUUUGGAUUGCUGAAGAGCUAUGACAUGCCUUGCAAUGUUGAAUCGGCAUCUUUGGAACCGAAACACGGCAACACUUUCAUUGCUGGGGGAGAAGAUAUGUGGGUGCAUAGGUUUGAUUUCCAGACUGGAGAGGAGAUUGGGUGUAACAAGGGUCACCACGGGCCAGUGCACUGCGUGAGGUAUGCGCCAGGAGGGGAGUCAUACACGUCAGGCUCAGAAGACGGAACAGUCAGAAUAUGGGUGGUGGGUUCGGUGAACCAUCAUGAGGAGAGCAAUCCAAGCGGUCACGUGAAGCUUGUGGCAGAGGAGGUUGUGCGUAAAGCGGAAAGUCUGCGUAUCAAUGAAAAAGCCGCAGAAGCUAAAUGAAACAUCAUCGUUAGCUUAUGAUAUCACAUAGAUUCAUAGUUUGUUUUUUUGCAUCAUCACAAGAUGUGACAAAGGGUUUUGCCUUUUAAAAGUCUCUCAAGACGGAAUAAAACGAACAUAAAUAAUAUCUUCAACUAUAUUUGAGUGAAUCUAAUCCAAAGUUUGACAAGAAA
Arabidopsis lyrata subsp. lyrata is the source of this 1413-nucleotide messenger RNA. RefSeq names its product serine-threonine kinase receptor-associated protein. Lineage: Eukaryota; Viridiplantae; Streptophyta; Magnoliopsida; Brassicales; Brassicaceae. Gene Ontology annotation, cellular component: SMN complex. Gene Ontology annotation, biological process: spliceosomal snRNP assembly. Gene Ontology annotation, molecular function: protein binding; RNA binding. The coding region runs from base 239 to 1240 and encodes 333 amino acids. The record is from RefSeq and is a predicted model, not a curated record. The transcript is spliced from 8 exons.